CUAUAAAUACUCCAUAAUAAAGUUCUGGUUAACUAAAUUUAAAUUUGUAUCUAUUUAUAAUUUUUUUUUACGACGCUUUUUACGAAUUCACAACAAUCUAACUUUUUAACUUGCAAUUUUAAAGAAUGAGUGAACGUAAAGUUUUAAAUAAAUAUUUUCCUCCAGAUUUUGAUCCAGCUGCUAUCCCGAGGAGAAAACAAGCUAAAGAUGCUCAGCAUAAGGUUCGACUCAUGACACCGUACGCUAUGAGAUGUGAUACGUGUGGAGAAUAUAUAUAUAAAGGAAAAAAAUUUAAUGCGCGUAAAGAAACUGUAGAAGGGGAAACCUAUUAUUCCAUAAAAAUAUUCAGAUUUUAUAUAAAAUGUCCAAGAUGUUCAGCGGAAAUUACAUUUAAGACUGAUCCAAAGAAUACAGAUUACGUAGCAGAGCAUGGAGCACAACGUAAUUUUGAACCAUGGAGGGAAGAGAGAUUAGCAGGAGAAGAAAGUAAAUUAUUAAAAGAAUUGGAGGAAGAAAAUAACCCAAUGAAAGCUUUAGAAAAUCGUACUAUUGAUUCAAAAAUAGAAAUGGAUGUUUUGGACGCAUUAGAUGAAAUUAGAACAAGAAAUGCGAGAAACGAAAGAGUUGAUGCUGAUGCUUUAUUAGACAAAUUAGUUGAUCAAGAUAUCGUUAAAGAAAAAUCUCAAGAAGAAUUAUUAGAAGAAGAGGAUAGUAAAUUAGCUAAAGCUAUAUUUCAUAAUGUUGAUGGUGAUUCUGUCAAAAGAAUUGCCGAUGACGAUGAACCAGAUUUAAAGCAAUUGCUCUCUGAUUCUGCAAAGUCUUUACUUUUACCAAAAUUUUCUUCUAAUGCUAAAAAUGAUGAGGAAGGAUCGUUAGCCAAACGAAAACAAAAACGUCCCGGAUCUGAACUUGGAGUAGUUGUUAAGAAAAGGAAGCAGGCUUCUACAACAUCAUCACCCAUAAAAGUUGAAUCUUCAAAUUUGUCUAAUACCACUAGUACCACUAUAAACAUUGAUCCUAAUUCAUCAAAUAAGAUUUCUAAUUCACUAGGUGCUUUAUUAGGUGCAUAUGGAUCGGAUUCUGAUAAUGAUGAUUAAGUUAAUAAUAAUAAAUAAAUAAUAUUUUAUACAUCUUUAAUAUUAUUUAUAAUUUUUUUUUUUACCAUAGGCAGUAAGCUCAUUAUACAGUAAUAUACAGUAUAUCACUUUUGAAUUUCAAUCGAAUCAAAUCGAUUUUUUUAUUUUCAUUUAUUAUUUGUUAAAUUAUUAAAAAAACUAAAUACCAAAAUACAAUAAUAUUAAUAGAAAAUGUAUUAUUAAUAAAAAA
Molecule: messenger RNA, 1326 nt
Organism: Rhizophagus irregularis DAOM 181602=DAOM 197198
Lineage: Eukaryota; Fungi; Glomeromycota; Glomeromycetes; Glomerales; Glomeraceae
Biological process (GO): mRNA splicing, via spliceosome
Cellular component (GO): U2-type catalytic step 1 spliceosome
Source: RefSeq, a predicted model, not a curated record